Molecule: messenger RNA, 2571 nt
Organism: Spirometra erinaceieuropaei
Lineage: Eukaryota; Metazoa; Platyhelminthes; Cestoda; Diphyllobothriidea; Diphyllobothriidae
Source: the annotation of a GenBank genome assembly
AUGAAAAAAGAUCAUCGUCCUAUCAUCUGGGCAUCCACUCUCUCCGGCGAUAUCGAGGAGGUUUGGUGCCAGUUCAAAGAGAUAGUCUACAGCCUCAUCUCCAACCACUGUCCAAUCAUGCGCAGAAGGCUAACGAAUAGAUCCCGCUGGUUGACUCCGACCUUAAAGGAGGAAGUUAACAGGAAGAUGAAGCUAUGGGAAAGAUGGCUCUUAGACCGGACGCCAGAAUACUUAAGCAAUUAUAAGUUACAGAGAAACCGGGUCAAAAUUCUCAUCGCCAGAGAUUGGAAAGCCUUCGAAAAGGAUCUUUCGAGACCUGUCACAGUUAAUCCCAAAGUCCUUUACAGUUACAUAUGGCAGAGUACACGGAACAAAGACCCCAGCCCACUGCUGCGAACGGCUAGGGAAACGGAAAUCUCAGGUGACAAGGAUAAGGCCGAGCAUCUCCUUCAGUUCUUCAAGUCCGUCGUGGCAACUGAACUCGAUUUUUUCUCACACACUUGUGAAGACGAAGAAACGCCUACUUUUGAAACAGUCUUAUUAACCGAACCAAUCUUUCAGAAAGAGUUACUAAACCUGGAGGAAUCGACCUCCCCAGGCCCUGAUGCAAUUCCGGCCAAGCUGCUGAAGGAGCUAGCCCCCGAAAUGUCCAAACCGUUAUCCUUGAUAUUUCAAACGUUUAUCGUUACGGGGUGCCUGCCCUCCGACUUGAAGUGCGCUACCAUUACUCCGCUUUUUAAGGGUGGAAGUCUUAUGUCUGCGAAUAACUACAGACCAGUGAUUCUCACCUCCAUCUGUAGCAAAAUCAUGGAAAAGAUCGCUAAGAAAGCCUUGAUGCAAUUUCUCGAGCAGCACCACUUCCUCUUCGAUAUCCAACAUGGCUUUCGAAGUGGUACGUUCUGUCUCACGAAUUUGCUCCUUUCACUCGAACGGUUGACCAAAGCACGCUACGAAGGCGAUGUGGUGUACGCCAUCUACAUCGACUUCAAAAAGGCUUUCGAUAGAUUCCCUCACCAACGUCUCUUGCACAAACUGCGCAACGCAGGAAUGCGUGGACGCCUUCUUGCACGGAUACAGAGCUUUUUGACGGCACGGUCCCAAAGAGCGCAGGUCGGUUGCCAACAGUUCUCAGAGGUAAGCGUGGUGAGCGGCGUCCCACAGAGCUCAAUCUUAGACCCCACAUUAUCCCUCGGUUUCAUAAAGGACUGCGCCAAGGACCUACACUGUGGUGCCAUUCUGUUUGUCGACGAAGUAAAAUUGUGGAAAGUUAUUCACAAUGCGGCAGACGGAGACCACCUGCAAACAAACUUGAACAGGCUCGAGGACUCGUCGAAGCGCUGGUUUAUGCCCUUCCAUGUGAGCAAGUGUAGCUUUCUUCAAAUCGGCAGCUGUAGAACCUCCAGCCCCAGGACUUGCCUUCUUCACGGCACACCACUGCAACAAGUUGACAGUCAGAGGGACUCGGGUGUGUGAAUUACAUCUUCAAUCAAACCAGCACUAAACUGCGCGAAGGCGGCUAAGUCUGCCAUGGCAACGUUGCAACUCAUUAGGCGAGCUUUUGUGGGAUUUGACAUUGACUGCCUUUCCAAAAUAUUUGGAACUUUCUUGCGGCCUCAUCUAGAGUACGCCAUACAGCCGUGGAGACAUUGGACUGCCAAGGAGUAUACCGUCUUGGAAAAGGUUCAGAGAUGGGCGACCAAAAUGACAAACGGUCUGGGAGCAUUGCCCUAUGAAAUCAGACUGUCAACUCUCAACCUGUUUCCCCUUUCCUACAGGCACCUACGUGGUAACCGUAUACUAACAUUUCGUAUAAUCGACAGAUUAGACUGUCGUUUAGAUCCAUCUGAUUACUUCACCCCAGCUAACACGCCCACUUUGCGCGGUCAUCCCCUGAAGCUACACUCAGGGAAAGCAAGGAUUAAUGGACAAAAGUUCCCUUUCAGCAGCAGAGUGGUUGCAGCGUGGAAUGUCCUGCCUACCGAUGUUGUAGUCUCCUCCUGUGUGAAUUCCUUUAAGUGUAGACUCGGCGCGUAUCAAGCCGCCCAACUGCCGGCCUCACCUCCAAUCACAUAGUCAGACACAACUUAUAUAUAUUUAUGCUACUUGCAAUUAGUGAGUAAGUGUUAAUGAUUACUCUUUUUUCUUCAAGCUGGCAGUCGUCUGCAAUUAUGUACAAAAUUUCAAUUUCAAUUUUCUACUUAUCAGUGUUUUUUCCCUCCAACGACUUGUUAUCAAUAGGGAGUUCAAAGGCACUCGCCUAUAUUUCUCUUAAUAAAACUGAACUGAACAAGCUUAUCGUGGCUUCCGAACCAAAAAUGCCGUUGAAAGCCUCACAGAUAACUACCCCGUACCCAUUCCCUUAAUCUCAUUCUACAGACUGCCAUAGUAGCACUGCUCAUUAUGGCAGCCUGGAAUGGUCGUUGGCUUCUAGACAAUCCGGAGGCAAACCGUCUGGAAAUAAGGCCGGUUCUGGUCACCCGCGAACUGAGCCGCCACAUAGUGGAUAUGGCGGUUCUCUGUGAGACCCGCCUCUCUGAAAUGACCCAACAAGAGGAGGUGAAUUUCGGAUAA